AUGGAAGGGCUGAAGACUUGCUGCAUGCUGGGCCUUGUUCAAGCCUAUCCAGAGAAAUUCAGAACUGUGUUUGAGGUGCCAAAGGAACUCACAGCAGAAAUGUUGGAUGACAUUUUUGAUGUCAAGUACAGUCCAAGGGAUAGUAACAAGUUCCAUGCUGAAACAGAAGUCAUUUUCAACUUCACACAGUACUUGGAGGAUAUUGAAAAGGGGCAAAUUUCUUCUGUGCUAGAGGGAAAAGAAGUUGUUGUCACUCUAAAUCAUGUCAUACAGUUUGUAACUGGAUCUCAUGGCAUUCCUGCUAUAGGAUUUACUCCUAGACCAUCCAUCCAUUUUAAUCAUGACAGUCCCAACAGAAAGCUUACUGCAAAUACUUGUGCGAACCAGCUGACACUCACAGUUGAUGGUAGAAUCAGACAGUAUGAGCAUUUCUCUCGGGAUUUUACAUUUUGUAUGUUCAACUCCCGAGGGUUUGGAUUGCUUUGA
Messenger RNA from Nematostella vectensis (starlet sea anemone), 486 nucleotides. RefSeq names its product G2/M phase-specific E3 ubiquitin-protein ligase. Gene Ontology annotation, molecular function: ubiquitin-protein transferase activity. NCBI's taxonomy places the organism in Eukaryota, Metazoa, Cnidaria, Anthozoa, Actiniaria, Edwardsiidae. The record is from RefSeq and is a predicted model, not a curated record. The transcript has a single exon. Bases 1 to 486 code for a protein of 161 amino acids.